GCUAAUAGGAAAGCCCAAUAGGCCCAAUGUGUUUCUACGGUUUUUCCGAAUCGCUAACGUAAGCAACUUGAGUGCAAGUGUGACUACCAUGCGCCUUUACUCUGUCCCCCCCAUUUUGAACACUAGAGUCGCAAAACCCUCUGCAAGAACCCUAAAAGCUAAAACCUUUUUGCGGUCAAAACCGAAAUGGGGAAAGUUCCGCCGUCGUUUCGCUCUUUUCCGGCGAACCAACUGGUCAGAAAACCCACACCAUCUCCUCCAGCGACGCCGCGUGAUUUUCGCAACAGAACCGCCGUGAGAGAUUCAACUAGACUCCCCCAGACUACUCAUCAUCAACCCCUUCAUCGCGAGCCUUUUAGGAACCCUUUCAAGUCACCAAGUCUCUCAGACGCCAAAAGCCUCUUCAAUUCAAUCGCCGCCACUUCAAGAAUCCCACUCGAUCUCAAAUUCCACAACUCUGUUCUUCAAUCAUACGCCUCGAUCGCCGCCGUCGACGAUACCGUGAAAUUGUUUCAGCACAUCUUGAAAUCGCAGCCUAAGUUCUCUCCUGGGCGUUCCACUUACCUCAUCUUGCUCUCACAUGCUUGCAGAGCUCCUGAUUCGUCGAUUGCGAAUAUUCAUAGAGUUCUCAAUCUCAUGGUCAAUAGUGGUUGUGAGCCUGAUCAUGUGACAACUGAUAUUGUUGUUAGGUCUCUUUGCGAAACGGGUCGGGUUGAUGAAGCUAAGGAUUUGAUGAAGGAGCUGACUGAGAAACACUCGCCUCCGGAUACGUAUACUUAUAACUUUCUACUUAAGUAUAUGUGCAAAAGCAAAUCACUUGGUGUUGUUUAUGAGUUUGUUGAUGAGAUGAGAGAGUCUUUUGAUGUGAAGCCUGACCUUGUCAGCUUCACUAUCUUGAUUGAUAAUGUCUGUAACUCUAAGAAUCUGAGGGAGGCAAUGUUUUUAGUUGAUGUCUUAGGUAACUCUCAUAAUGGGUUUAAGCCUGAUUGUUUCGUCUAUAACACCAUUAUGAAAGGCUUUUGCACACUGAGUAAAGGGAGUGAGGCGAUUGGUGUUUAUAAGAAGAUGAAGGAAGAAGGUAUUGAGCCGGAUCAUAUUACUUACAAUACAUUGAUAUAUGGAUUGUCGAAAUCUGGGAGAGUUGAGGAAGCUAGGAAGUACUUGAAAAUUAUGGUUGAAGCGGGUUAUGAGCCAGAUACUGCUACUUACACGUCGCUGAUGAAUGGAAUGUGUAGAAAAGGCGAGUCUUUAGGUGCGUUGAGUUUGUUGGAAGAGAUGGAAGCAAAAGGUUGUGUUCCAAACGAUUGUACUUAUAAUACUUUGCUUCAUGGGUUGUGCAAGGCGAGGUUGAUGGACAAAGGGAUGGAGUUAUAUGAGUUGAUGAAAGCGAACGGUGUAAAGCUUGAGACUAAUGGUUAUGCUACGCUUGUGAGGUCACUGGUUAAAUGUGGCAAGGUGGCAGAGGCUUAUGAAGUGUUUGAUUAUGCAGUUGAGAGCAAGAGUUUGACAGAUGCUUCUGCGUACACGACUCUUGAAACUACCUUGAAAUGGUUGAAGAAAGCGAAAGAAAAAGGCUUGGUUGUCUAAGUGGUAUUCUCUUGCUAAGGCUUACCAACUUUCUUCUUUAUGCAAGUCUUUGUUAUUUUCUAUAAAAGGAAUGAUAUUUGAUUCGUUAAUAUUGAAAUUAACAGUUAAAUCCUCGAGGAACCAGUAUUGAUUUAUGAUAAUAGGUGGUUGGUUAUCUAUGUUGGUAAUAUUCUUGUCACAUGAGAUCUCUAAAGGGUUCCUUAAGCACUCGAAUGAUCGAUUGAGGGACAUUUUUUCUGCUAUGUUUCUAUAAAAAAAUAUCAUUUUCUGCGAUUCAAUUGGUAUCAGCUUUUUGUUUAGUGUCAUGUACUCUGUUCUUACAAGCUAUUGUAAACUGCUAUAAUUUUGGUUGUAUCCUGAGAGAGAUUUGCUUUGAUAAAUUACCCCAUGUGUUCGGGGUAAACGAGGCAGAGUAUCUUGAACAAAGAUUGUUUCUUUUCUCUAGCUGCAGGAAGAGACUGAACAAACU
This is a messenger RNA of Camelina sativa (false flax), 2056 nucleotides long. RefSeq names its product pentatricopeptide repeat-containing protein At2g17670-like. Gene Ontology annotation, molecular function: protein binding; mRNA binding. The record is from RefSeq and is a predicted model, not a curated record. NCBI's taxonomy places the organism in Eukaryota, Viridiplantae, Streptophyta, Magnoliopsida, Brassicales, Brassicaceae.